Molecule: messenger RNA, 1811 nt
Organism: Protopterus annectens (West African lungfish)
Lineage: Eukaryota; Metazoa; Chordata; Ceratodontiformes; Protopteridae
Gene: SMURF1
Product: SMAD specific E3 ubiquitin protein ligase 1
Exons: 13
Coding region: 264-1811 (515 amino acids)
Biological process (GO): ubiquitin-dependent protein catabolic process; negative regulation of BMP signaling pathway
Molecular function (GO): ubiquitin-protein transferase activity; protein binding
Source: RefSeq, a predicted model, not a curated record
UCUAAUCACAGUGACACUAGUGGGCUGUGCACCUGGAAAGAAUACGUUACGUCGCUGGUAUCCGCGCGACUGUUUCUGGUGGAUAGCGCGAGCACGCCGUCGGGUCAUGUCGUGACGUGUUGUCGGCGUCUGUAUUUGGAGUGAUGUACAGUAGUGAUUUAAAAAAAGAAUUAUUAGAUGUUAUCUUUUUGUGGUAUUUGUUUAUAUGUUUUGUGAGUGUAAGCAUUGUAUUUUUACCAAUUGUUAGCAAAGUUUACUAAGUAAUGUCGAAUCCAGGGACCCGAAGGAAUGGGUCAAGCAUCAAAAUUAGACUGACAGUGUUGUGUGCAAAAAACUUGGCAAAGAAGGAUUUUUUCAGGUUGCCAGACCCCUUUGCUAAAGUCGUAGUGGAUGGGUCUGGUCAGUGCCAUUCAACCGACACAGUGAAGAGCACUUUGGAUCCCAAAUGGAAUCAACACUAUGAUUUAUAUAUUGGUAAGACUGAUUCAGUAACGAUAAGCAUAUGGAAUCACAGAAAAGUCCACAAAAAGCAGGGAGCUGGUUUCCUCGGCUGUGUGCGAUUAUUAUCAAAUGCUAUCAGCAGACUGAAAGACACUGGCUAUCAGCGUUUAGAUCUAUGCAAACUCAGCGCCACAGACAAUGUUGCAGUACGAGGUCAAGUAGUAGUAAGUUUACAGACACGUGACAAAACUGGCACAGGCGGUCCUGUUGUUGACGCUAGAGGGAUUUUGGAAAAUGAAAGAACUGUUUAUGAUGACUCAGGACCGGGAAGGCCACUUAGUUUUGUAGAUGAACCUGCACCAUACAGCGAUUCUUCAGGAGCAGCAGGUGGAGGAAACAGAUUGGAAUCGCCUAGUCAGGAUCAAAGGUUUUUGUUGCAACGGCUUAGAAAUAAUGAGAUCAGAGGUCUCAUACAAACACCACAGAACCGAUCCCAUGGAUACCAGUUGGCUGAUUUACCUGAAGGCUAUGAACAGAGAGCAACUGGACAAGGUCAAGUCUACUUCCUACAUACACAAACUGGAGUCAGCUCAUGGCAUGAUCCCAGGAUACCAAGGGAUCUUAAUAGUGUAAAUUGUGAAGAUUUUGGACCAUUGCCUUCUGGAUGGGAGGUUCGGAGUACAGUGUCUGGGAGAAUAUAUUUUGUGAAUCACAAUAACAGAACUACACAGUUUACAGAUCCUAGAUUACAUCACAUUAUCAACAGCCAGCAGACUCAGUUAAAGGAAUCAAGCCAGUCUUUGUCAGUGCAGAAUGGAUGUGUGUUGGAGGAAGAAGGAAAUUUGCCUGCAGAAAGAUGUGAAAGAGAUCUGGUGCAGAAAAUGAAGGUGUUGAGGCAUGAAUUGUCAUUACAGCAACCACAAGCUGGACACUGCCGCAUUGAGGUGUCUAGGGAAGAAAUCUUUGAGGAAUCAUACCGUCAGGUUAUGAAGAUGAGACCAAAAGAUUUGAAAAAGCGAUUGAUGGUGAAAUUUAGAGGUGAAGAAGGACUGGAUUAUGGUGGAGUAGCAAGGGAGUGGCUGUAUUUACUGUGCCACGAAAUGCUGAACCCUUACUAUGGAUUGUUCCAGUAUUCCACUGACAAUAUUUACAUGCUGCAGAUCAAUCCAGAUUCUUCUGUUAAUCCUGAUCAUCUGUCAUAUUUUCACUUUGUUGGCCGGAUAAUGGGUUUAGCUGUGUUCCAUGGACAUCAUAUCAACGGAGGCUUCAUACCACCCUUUUACAAGCAGCUAUUAGGCAAACCAAUUCUUCUCUCUGAUCUGGAAUCAGUGGAUCCAGAACUGCACAAGAGCUUAGUCUGGAUUUUGUAA